This is a messenger RNA of Anopheles coustani, 2490 nucleotides long. RefSeq names its product F-box/LRR-repeat protein 7 (gene Fbxl7). Gene Ontology annotation, biological process: SCF-dependent proteasomal ubiquitin-dependent protein catabolic process. Lineage: Eukaryota; Metazoa; Arthropoda; Insecta; Diptera; Culicidae. The record is from RefSeq and is a predicted model, not a curated record. The transcript has 5 exons. Gene Ontology annotation, molecular function: protein binding. Gene Ontology annotation, cellular component: SCF ubiquitin ligase complex. Bases 1 to 2490 code for a protein of 829 amino acids.
AUGACGCAUCAGCAGCGCCGAGUCGCACCGGUUGAGUGUCCGCUGGCAUCCCUGGGCCGUAAUACACCCUCUAUGGACACCCGGCAGUACCACCAUCCCCUCAGCUCGAGCCCGCUGGACCCGCAGGCCUACCAGAUGUCCCGCAGUUCCCCUAUCUUAGGACUCGAAUCGGACCUAUAUCCUCCCGACUCCGGAGGGCUGAUGAAGGUCGAACAAUCGGAAGUAGUUCCAGAUGGUGGUGGAGGUGGUGGAGGUGGAGGUGGAGGUGGAGGAGGUAUUAGAAACGGUGGGGCAUCACGGCUGUCGCGCAGUUCGUCUUCAUCGCUCGAUCAGAAUGGUUCAUUCCUACACCAGGCACUCCCAUUGCCACCGCAUCCACCACCGGCGGUGAACGGACAUGGCCACCGGAGGGAACACUAUCGGCCAAUGCGGCCACGAGCCUAUACCCCGAUCGAUGCCUUGCUAACCAAUACCUACCAGCAGCACCACCAACGUUUGUCGCCGGUUCUGCGCGUUCCACCCGGAGGUGCACCCUCCUACCAUCACACCGAGGAACGUGGCUCCCCGGCGCUCGGUGGGCUCUCCGAAGCCGACCGGUACUUCCUGGAGGAAAAGAUGGAUGCCCUCUACAUCCAAGGUGCCAUCCGGCGCAAUGCCAACGCCACCCCGUCCAGCCUGACCCGCAAUCAGUCAGGCAGCAGCAACAACACCGAACGGUACUACCUCGAGAACGAGAACAUUGACGCGAUCUACAACUUCUGCCGGAGGAACGUCAAUGGUGGAGGUAGCAACGGUGGAAGUGGUCCAUCGGUCGGUUCAGUCGCCGCACUAAACGCACACAAUGCUUCCUCCUCCUCCGCUAAGGCGUCCUCGCAGUCCCAGUCACAAGCCACCGACUCCAGCUCGCCACAUUUACUGCGGCGAGCUUCCAGUCCGGAAACGAGUGGCUCCGAUCGGUAUCUGCUCGAUCGGAUAAGAGGCUCACCGGCAUUUCGUAGCCCUCGGGGAACGCAUCUGAAGGCCGUCGGAUCAGCGGACUAUGUCGAUGGAAGAAUUCCACUCACCAAAUCGCAACAUUUCGCCGACGGUCUAUCACGGUACGGUCGGUUCUCGCCCAACCUUGAUCAAGGUUAUCACACACUAGUAUCACCGUCACCAUCUGGCCAGCAGCAAUCCUCGAUACCGGCUUCUUGGACCACUGCGGCCACGACAACUCCGACGGCUACCAAUGGCAACUCGACAAACUCGAGCCACGGUAGCCCAGCACAAACUACUACUAUGGUCGGGGGAAACCGACCACCAGACGGUACGACCAUCCUAACCAGCCUCUCGAACGGACACGGUCAGAGUCCGUACCGGGCCGGGCCUCUGUUCGAUCGAAUACCGGACGAGCUGAUGGUGCGCAUCUUCGAGUGGCUGGAUAGCAGCGAACUGUGCAAUAUUGCCCGCGUGUGCCGGCGGUUCGAGUCGGUCAUCUGGAACCCGGCACUGUGGAAGAUCAUCAAGAUCAAAGGUGAAGAGAACAGUGGCGAUCGAGCGAUCAAGACCAUCCUCCGGAGAUUGUGUGGUCAGACGAGAAAUGGUGCUUGUCCGGGCGUGGAGCGGGUCCUACUCGCCGACGGCUGUCGACUAACCGACAAAGGGCUGCAGCUUCUAUCACGACGGUGUCCGGAGAUUACGCAUCUACAGAUACAGAACAGCGUUACCAUCACCAACCAGGCGCUGUCGGAUCUGGUGACCAAGUGUACCAAUCUGCAGCAUCUAGAUAUAACCGGUUGUGCUCAAAUUACGUGCAUUAACAUAAAUCCUGGACUGGAGCCGCCUCGACGGUUACUUUUGCAAUAUCUGGACCUAACUGAUUGUGCCUCAAUCUGCGACGCCGGCAUCAAAGUCAUUGCCCGGAACUGUCCCCUGCUGGUGUAUCUGUACCUUCGCCGGUGUAUACAAGUAACAGAUGCUGGACUUAAAUUUAUUCCAAAUUUCUGUAUCGCCUUGCGCGAACUGAGUGUAUCGGACUGCACCAGCGUGACGGACUUCGGGCUGUACGAGCUGGCGAAGCUAGGUGCUACCCUCCGCUAUCUUUCGGUGGCCAAAUGCGACCAGGUUUCCGACGCGGGCCUCAAGGUGAUCGCACGGCGAUGCUAUAAGCUCCGGUACCUGAACGCCCGUGGCUGUGAGGCGGUCAGCGACGACUCGAUCAACGUGUUGGCUCGAUCCUGUCCACGGUUACGCGCCCUGGACAUUGGCAAAUGUGACGUGAGCGAUGCGGGACUGCGUGCCCUCGCCGAAAGCUGCCCAAACCUGAAGAAGCUGAGCCUCCGCAACUGUGAUAUGAUCACCGAUCGGGGGAUCCAGUGCAUCGCGUACUACUGCCGUGGGCUACAGCAGCUCAACAUCCAGGACUGCCAGAUAUCGAUCGAGGGCUACCGGGCGGUGAAGAAGUACUGCAAGCGAUGCAUCAUCGAGCACACGAAUCCGGGAUUUUGCUAG